This is a messenger RNA of Lentinula edodes (shiitake mushroom), 820 nucleotides long. RefSeq lists its product as uncharacterized. Bases 115 to 735 code for a protein of 206 amino acids. Lineage: Eukaryota; Fungi; Basidiomycota; Agaricomycetes; Agaricales; Omphalotaceae. The record is from RefSeq and is a predicted model, not a curated record. The transcript has 2 exons.
UCGAUACGCCAAGUGUGAGUCUGUCAGUGUCAGAGCCAGUCGCGGAAAUCCGCAAAGAACGCAUUGCAAUGUCGUGGGGCAGUAAGACUACAUAAGAAGGCACGUGGCGGGUACAUGACUUCGACUUAUAUACAACAUUUGCUGGGAAGAAAGCUUUCCUCCCCGCCUGUUGUUGCAUAUCUCAACGAACUCUCCUCCGCUGUAGAACUCUCUGCCGCUCCUACACCAGAGAUCAAGUCUUAUCCGGAUGUAAUCUACUAUAAUUUCCAUACCCUUGGCCUGAGCCUUCUCUUCAAACCCAUAGAAGGAUACAAGCCCAAAAUUGGUUCGUUGCGCUCCGAGCUGACGGAAGACAAAAUGAUCCUCGAAAGCCUCGAUUUAUACAACAUUCCUCAGAUCCCUAUGUCAGAUUCAAAAAAGAAGAAAGAGUCUGCCUUUUCCACGUAUCCAGUAUCUCCUGUGAUCUUGACAAUCGGAGAAGAAGACAAUAGUCCUCUCCAAUUCACGAGAAAAAGCACAGGUAAAGAUUUUGUGCAACUUCUUGGUGAACCAGAUCGAAAGGGUGGCGGAUCAGGUCCGUCUAGUGGGUCCAUUGGGAUUUGGUGCGAGUGGACGAAGCAUGGAAUUUUAGUAGAAUUUGGGGGUGUGGAAGCUAUAGGGCCACAAGCCUGGGAAAGAGGCAAAGAUGCUGUAUGGAAAGUUGUCACUGUAUUCCUUCUGAAUGCUCAAGAAUGAGGGAAUGAAAUAAGUUUGUCGCUGGUAUGGUGAAAGGAUAGACAUAGUAUGACCUUGUAUACUGUACCGGCAGAUAGAGCAAUAG